GAUUGUCAAGCUGCAGCUCAGUGCUGCUUGCUGGGAAAUAAGGAAAGAAAUUUGACACCAAGCAUCAUCUUGGCUACUGAAAUAUCAUCUCUGAGGUCACUCGACUUAAAGGGCAUUUUUUAUUAUUGUUUUGUCGAGUCUUGGUGGAAGAGGGUCCCUUGAUCAUGCAAAACGGAUCCAGGGGAAAUCAGAAAUUUUCUUGUCCACCUAUUCUCUGCAUUCCGACUCUCCCAACUACCUCCGUCACCUUGUAAAAUUGGCAGGCUCUGGACCUUUUGCAUGCUGGAGAAAAUCACUGUUUUGCCUCCAGCAAGAAACAUGCAUGUUGCAACACUGACUCCUCCUCUAGUGAAGAAAGAGUGAACAAGUGCACCGAGUUGAGCUUCUUCACAGAGACACGCGGCUGGCGACUGCGGAGCAGAGGCUAAAAUCCCCAGACGCCGGGUCUUCUGGGCUGGGCUUUCCCCUCCUCCCUGUUCUGUCUUACUCGCUCUUCUGCGUUCUGGAUUUUACCCAGGGCUCAGGAAACAGCUUUACCUGCAGUGAGAAAGCUCGCGUCCUUUGCAGGAAGUACUCACCGCCUGGUAUGGCAGACUUUUCUCCCCGGCAAAACUAAAGGACACUUCUCCUAUCUGUGAAGGUGAGCACCACAGAUGCUUUGCACAUGAGCCCUAAAGGGAGCCUCUGAUCCAUUGCCUGUAUCAAGAAACAGGGGCCAACAUGAAGGAAAGCAUGCCAUCUGCCCUUGCUUUCAUCCUCCUUUUUCUCAACAUCAGCCUUCUUAAUGGACAAUCACCACCUGGAAAACCUGAGAUUUACAAAUGUCGCUCUCCUGACAAGGAAACAUUCACCUGCUGGUGGAAUCCUGGUACAGAUGGAGGACUUCCUACCAAUUACUCACUGACUUACAGCAAAGAAGGAGAGAAAACCACCCAUGAAUGUCCAGACUACGAAACCAGUGGCCCCAACUCCUGUUUCUUCAGCAAGCAGUACACUUCCAUAUGGAAAAUAUACGUCAUCACAGUAAUCGCCACUAACCAGAUGGGAAGCAGUGCAUCAGAUCCACUUUAUGUGGAUGUGACUUACAUAGUUGAACCAGAGCCUCCUCGGAACCUGACUCUAGAAGUGAAACAGCUAAAAGACAAAAAGACAUAUCUGUGGAUAAAAUGGUCCCCACCCACCAUAACUGAUGUAAAAACUGGUUGGUUUACAAUGGAAUAUGAAAUUCGAUUGAAGUCUGAAGAAGCAGAUGAGUGGGAGGUCCAUUUUACAGGGCAGCAAACACACUUUAAAGUUUUUGACUUAUAUCCAGGACAAAAAUACAUUGUCCAGACUCGCUGCAAGCCAGACCAUGGAUACUGGAGUAGAUGGGGCCAAGAGAAUUCCAUUGAAAUACCCAAUGACUUCACCUUGAAAAAUACAACCAUGUGGAUCAUUGUGGCUGUUCUCUCUGCUGUCAUCUGUUUGAUUAUGGUCUGGGCAGUAGCUCUGAAGGGCUAUAGCAUGAUGACCUGCAUCUUUCCACCAGUUCCCGGACCAAAAAUAAAAGGAUUUGAUACUCAUCUGCUGGAGAAGGGCAAGUCUGAAGAACUCCUGACUGCCUUAGGAUGCCAAGACUUCCCCCCCACUUCUGACUCUGAGGACUUGCUGGUGGAGUUUUUAGAAGUGGAUGACAAUGAGGACGUGCAGCUAAUGCCAUCCCAUUCCAAAGAGUACCCAGGGCAAGGUGUGAAACCCACACACCUAGAUCCGGACAAUGACUCUGGUCAUGGAAGCUAUGACAGCCAUUCUCUUUUGUCUGAAAAGUGUGAGGAGCCCCAGGUCUACCCCCCUGCUUUCCACAUUCCUGAGAUCCUUGAGAAGCCAGAGAAUCCAGAAGCAAAUAUUCCUCCCACCCAGGAUGCCCGAAGCAGCACCCCCUAUUUUCAUGCAGAUGUAUCCAAAUGGUCAACGUGGCCUUUGCUGCCUAGCCAGCACAUGACCAGAUCUCCUUAUCACAGCAUUGCUGAUGUGUGCAAGCUAGCCGGAGGUCCUGUAGAUACGCUCGCCUCUUUCCUGGACAAAGCAGGAAAAAAUGUUCUAAAAUUUUCUAAAACUCUUGAGACUGAAGAGGAAAAGGUGGCUGAGCAAGAGAAAAAGAAAAGCUUCCAUUCUGAGACUAAACAAAACACAUCAUGGCCCCUGCUUCAGAAAAAUGCCCCCAUUGUCUACGCUAAACCCCCAGAUUAUGUGGAGAUUCACAAAGUCAACAAAGAUGGAGUAUUAUCAUUGUUCCCCAAACAGAAAGAAAAUGACCAGGUGGAGAAGCCUGGGGUUCCAGAAACCAGUAAGGAAUAUACCAAGGUGUCUGGGGUUAUGGAUGACAACAUCCUGGUGUUAGUGCCAGAUUCACGAGCUGAGAACACAGCUUUGUUUGCGGAAUCAGCCAAGAAGGUUCCACCAUCGCUUGAACAGAAUCAGUCUGCGAAAGAUCUGGCUAGCUUUGCUGCAACCUCCAACAACUGCAGACUCCAGCUGGGCAGGCUGGACUACCUGGAUCCUACAUGCUUCACACACUCCUUUCACUGAUUGUUAGACUUAUGGAACGAUUGGCUAAAAUGUGAUUUUUCUUCAGGUAACACUACGGAGUCAUGGAAUAAUGUGGUCUGCUAGCAAAUGUUACAGGAUGUUGGUUAUUAACACUAUUUCACUCCCUUUCAUGUUUGUGUUCAACACUUGCCUCUUUUCAACAGCUGAU
This is a messenger RNA of Cricetulus griseus (Chinese hamster), 2737 nucleotides long. The record is from RefSeq and is a predicted model, not a curated record. NCBI's taxonomy places the organism in Eukaryota, Metazoa, Chordata, Mammalia, Rodentia, Cricetidae.